Saccoglossus kowalevskii is the source of this 1893-nucleotide messenger RNA. RefSeq names its product acid-sensing ion channel 4-B-like. Lineage: Eukaryota; Metazoa; Hemichordata; Enteropneusta; Harrimaniidae. The record is from RefSeq and is a predicted model, not a curated record. Gene Ontology annotation, cellular component: plasma membrane. Gene Ontology annotation, biological process: sodium ion transmembrane transport. Gene Ontology annotation, molecular function: ligand-gated sodium channel activity.
AUGGAUGUCGUUGUUCCUUUGAGUCAGAUGGACAACACUGACCACCAAACAAAAAAAGCAGAAGACGACACGGCAUCACAGUCACAAGAACCGGAAAAACCCUCCAGAUUGACGCUUGCUGUAAUUUAUGCUCAAAAUACGACGGCCCAUGGUUUGGCUAACACUGUCAAUGCUGGUACACUACACAAGCGCCUGUUUUGGAUACUGACUUUCAUAAUAUGUAUGGUAACGCUGGUUGUACAAGCGCAGUCGGUGAUCAGACUGUAUCUAAGUUAUCCCAAGGCAGUCUCAGUGGAGAUAAAGAGCCGCUCCAAACUCGACUUCCCAGCUGUCACGGUGUGCAACCUGAACAUGGCCAGGGUAUCAAGGUGGAAUGGAACAAGAUUUCAAGAGCUUCUGGACGUUGAUAGAAUGCAAUUUGACAUUGACGAAUGGUUUUCGGAGAACCUAGGAAGCUCGGAUGCCCCGGAACCUGACACGUCUACCCAAGCAGAUGUACCUAUAAACGCGACAUCGUCGGGUGAUGCACCCGUAAACACGACAUCGUCAGGUGAUGCACCCGUAAACACGACAUCGUCAGGUGAUGCACCCGUAAACACGACAUCGUCAGGUGCUAGAAAACGACGUGCGGUUGUUGCUAAACACCCAGUUACUGAUUUACUUGGUCAAGGAACACUGUCGGAAUUCUUGAAGACCCUCGGACCUGGUUUACAGUCGUCAUGGAUUCGUCAGUACGCCAAAGAAAAUGUCAUAACACGGCCCAAACGAAAUUCAGGAAACGAUAGUGAAACGUCUGAAACAGAUGGUUCGGACGACACGGAUAAUGGAAAUAGCGAAGGAAGCGAAAUGGGAAGCGAAAGAGGAAGCAUGGGAUUCUAUGCUUCUGACGAUUACGACGAUUUUUCAAGCAAUGCAUUUAUGGACUAUGGGCUAGGUGGUACGAAUCCUAACGACUGGAGUACUUUUUAUACGAAAUCAAGCACAGACGAUUUCUCUGAUCUUCGCGCUGCUUUGCGUAUGACCCAGGCGGAAAUCGAAGAGUAUGGUGAAAGGGCGGAAGAUUUCAUUGUUCAGUGCUCAUUCGACAGAUCAAGCUGCUCGUCGAAGGACUUUACCGUAUCUCAGAAUGACGUUUACGGGAAUUGCUUUACGUUUAAUGGGAUAACCGGCAAUAAAACCAGACGUACUACGAAAGCAGGGGAGCAAUACGGCUUGAAAUUACCACUGUAUGUGUGUACCGUUACAUGCUUGAAAUUAACACCGUAUGACUGUACCGUUACAGGCUUGAAAUUAACACUGCUUGAAAUUAACACUGUAUGUUCGAUGGCUGACGAAUACGUAGGAUUGUUCACUCAACAAGAAGGAGCGCGAGUCGUGGUACAUCCGGGUAGCCUUUACCCGGUACCUGAAUCAGUUGGACUCACGGCGGGUGUUGGACAGUCGCUGUCGAUAGGAUUAAAGAAGAAAGCCAUUGAGCGACUACCUAGUCCUUGGGGAAAGUGUUUGAACAAUGAUGAAGACAAAACAAGACCUGGAUUCAAGUACUCAAAAUUAAACCAUCUACUAAAUAAAACAGCUGGAAAAAACACCACAACUGCUGAGUUCAUGAAAGUAAUGAAAGAACUGGACUCAAUUAAGAGAAACUUUGCAAAGGUACAGGUAUAUUUUGAGGAUUUGAAUGUGGAAACAAUCACUGAGGUCAAAGCUUACCAGGAGGAGAACAUGUUGGGAGAUCUUGGAGGAACUAUGGGUCUUUUCCUCGGUAUGUCCGUCAUAAGCAUCAUGGAGUUUGUGGAGUUCAUCUUGUCACUGUGCGGCAUACUGAUUAAACCUGCAAGCAAGACGAGCAAAAAAAUGCGGGAACGGUCGGACUCUUACGCACCAACAUCCUAA